Molecule: messenger RNA, 1263 nt
Organism: Spinacia oleracea (spinach)
Lineage: Eukaryota; Viridiplantae; Streptophyta; Magnoliopsida; Caryophyllales; Amaranthaceae
Product: protein PLANT CADMIUM RESISTANCE 10
Exons: 5
Coding region: 246-911 (221 amino acids)
Source: RefSeq, a predicted model, not a curated record
GCAAGACCUUUUAUGUAAAAUUCACCUUCUCCUCAAUUUGAGGAACAAAAAAAAAUUGAGAGGAAACAAUUUCCGGGAAAAUUUCUGACGAGUUAAGAGUACUACUCAUCGGAUCUUCCCCAAAACUCGAAUUAAGAGCUGAAAAAACCCAGCAACAGUCUCUCAUUCACUCACUCUCUUAGAAAUUUUGGAGCUGAUUGGAGAGAGUGUUGGGCACUGUUGUUAUUUUCUUGUGAUUCCGAAGAAUGGAAAUGAUAGGAAUUGGAAGCUAUGUGCCACCUCCUUAUAUACCCUUGUCGCAGUCAGAGGAAGAAUCUGAAGCUUUAAUCACAGGGAACAAUAGUGUACAAGCUUCAGCCUCGAUUAGUAACGGCACCGUGCAAUGGUCUUCUGGAAUCUGUGCUUGUUGCGACGAUUCAACGAGCUGUUGCAUAGGUAUCUUUUGCCCCUGCUAUCUCUUUGCUAAGAAUGCAGAGUUUCUGGGUUCUGAAACCCUGGUAGGACCUUGUAUGGCUCAUUGUAUGCUCUGGGCCCUCGCCAGCAGUCUUAGUUGCUUAUAUUGUGUACUUUUGGGGUUGCCUGGCUGCCUUCUUUCGUGUUAUGCUUGCAACUAUCGAAGGAUUCUUCGGACCAAAUACAAUCUUCCGCUCUAUCUUCCAAUUCUACUUCAUCAUAGCCAGGAAUUUCAACGGCGAAGAGUUGAGUUUGCCUCAACUGACAUCUAUGGUUUCUUCCAUAAGGAGGCACCUUGUGGAGAUUUUGCGACUCAUUUGUGCUGUCAUCUAUGUGCAUUGUGCCAAGAAUACAGGGAAAUUUGUGAAAGAUCUGGUGAUCCCAACUACAGUGACCCUAAACUACCUGUAAUCACCGCUCCUCCUGUACAGAAAAUGGAAGCGAGUCCAGGAGAAUGAUCGAGUAUUAUCCAGGUUUGUUUGACUAUAGCUACCCUAAAAAAUGCCCAGACAUUGAUUUCAAGUAAUCAUCGUGGCCCUCGAUGUGCUGCUUUGGGGAAUUAUCAUGUCAUUAGGUCUCAUGUUAUGAUUCUUAAUAUCUAUCUUUCUGAGAGACUAUGAAUGUAUUAAUCUUUUCCUGAGAGACUAUGUAUUAAUCUUUUCUGAGAGACUAUGUAUUAAUCUUUUCUGAGAGACUAUGAAUGUAUUAAUCUUUUCCUGAGAGACUAUGUAUUAAUCUUUAUAUACUUGAAAUCAUUUUAGUGCUCUCAACAUAUAAGGAAUGAUAAAUUACUGUUGUGUCGCCUACCAA